This is a messenger RNA of Solanum lycopersicum (tomato), 1610 nucleotides long. RefSeq lists its product as uncharacterized. NCBI's taxonomy places the organism in Eukaryota, Viridiplantae, Streptophyta, Magnoliopsida, Solanales, Solanaceae. Gene Ontology annotation, cellular component: nucleolus; nucleus. The record is from RefSeq and is a predicted model, not a curated record.
UAACGGGUUUGGAGCAGGGCCGGGUCAAAUCCGGGUUAACAGAUGGAUCGGGUAAAAAUAAAGGGUGACCGGCUUAUUAUUAGGAUUCUUAAACCCUUGUUUUUCUCCCUCAAGAAUUUGGUGGCUGAGUUUCAUAUUCAUCUGAUUUAGGAGGCAGGAAAAUGGGCACGUCUUCGAAGAAAUCGAGGAAAGUAGAGGAGAGUGAAAGCAACUCUGAAUUUGAGAAUGAUGAAAUAUUAAAUGAGAUGUCAGACGAUGCCGAGAACUUUGAUGACGACAGUGAUGAAAACAAUGACUAUACAGACAAUGACGAUGACGUCGAUCAUUACAGCAAUGAAGAUGAAAGUGGAGAACAAGAGGAAGAGGAAGAUGAGGAAGGAGAUCAAGAAGAAGAAGAGCGAGAAAAACUGACUGAGGAACACAAAAAUGCUGAAAUGGAAGAACUUGAGAAAGAAUAUAUGGAGCUUAGGCACAAGGAACAAGAUCUUUUGAAGAAUCUGACGCAACAUAAGGAUGAGGAUCUUCUCAAAGGUCAAGCAGUUAAAAACCAGAAGGCUCUCUGGGACAAGACACUUGAGCUAAGAUUCUUGCUGCAAAAGGCUUUCUCGAACGCCAAUAGACUUCCACAGGAACCAAUUAGGUCUUCCUUUUGUGAUUCAGAGGACACAGUUGAAGAUGCAUAUACAGAUCUCAUUGCCUCUUCCAGAAAAACCUUGGAUUCCAUACUGGAAUUGCAAGAGGUACUACUGGAGAAGAAUCCAUCAAUUACUAAAUCAAUGGAUGUCAAUUCUGGUAAAAGGUCGAAGCUUUUGGAAGAUUCUGUAAAGUCAGGUGAAGUUGAUGAUGAUUGGCAGAAGAUUUCUCAAAUGCAUUCAAGGAUGGCUGCUUUUAGGGAUAAAUCGAUAGAUAAAUGGCAGAGAAAGACCCAGGUGACCUCUGGUGCUGCCGCGAUCAAAGGCAAAUUGCAAGCAUUUAAUCAGGAUAUUAGUCAACAAGUAGCUGGUUAUAUGAGAGAUCCUAGCAAAAUGAUAAAGGGAAUGCAGCAAAGUAGAUCGGCAGUUGCACUAUUUGGAACUGUUCCAGAUGCUACUGGCAAUGGAGAGGGAACAAACAUGGAUGGUGAUCCGGAGCUUCUGGAUGACUCUGAAUUCUAUCAGCAAUUGCUGAGGGAGUUCUUUGAGGCUGUAGAUCCCGCAUCAUCUGAGACAGCAUUCUAUGCAUUGAAGAGACUACAAACAAAGAAACGAAAAAUUGUUGAUCGUCGUGCUUCAAAGAGUCGUAAAAUCCGGUACAAUAUUCAUGAAAAGAUUGUCAAUUUUAUGGCUCCUAAUCAGCCUGUAAAUCUUCCGGAAAUGGCCCCCAAAUUGUUUGAGAAUUUGUUCUCAGGUGGCUCUACCCAUAGGCCACUUGCUUAAGGCCCCCAGAACCGAAGGUUCCUAGAGUUGUUCCAUUAGAUAUAAAAUAUGUAAUUCAAAUAGUUUUUACUGCACAGCUCUUUUUAAUUUUUUUUCUUGUCAGUUUGUUGUUUGGGAUAGAUGAAAGUGAUAUUAUCUUUGGACUAAAUUUUUUUUAUAGAUGAAAGUUAAAGCAGCAGUUUUUCUUUCAUGUUA